UACGAGUGAGUACUGAGUCGGCACAAUAUGCCGAGAAAGACCAGCAUGGAUGGUGCACUAGAAUCGAUUUUUGUUCUGAGAGCAUGGCUUGUCGUUUUUGUGGUGAUUGGUAUUCUUGGCAACUGGAAACUAGCUAAAGGAGAUAAUAAUCCUGGAUUCAUAAGCAUUGAUUGCGGGGCAGAUAGCGAUUAUGUGGAUGAAAGCACUGGUAUAUUUUACAAGUCAGAUACAAGUUUUAUAGAUACCGGGACAAAUAACAAUAUAUCCGCUGAGUACUACAAUUCACAACCUGUUUAUGCACGGCAAACGAGUACCCUGAGAAGCUUUCCGCAAGGAACAAAGAAUUGUUACACCUUGAAACCUAAACAAGGCAAAAACAGCAAUUAUCUCAUCAGGGCUUUCUUUCAAUAUGGAAAUUACGACAGCAAGAAUCAAAUUCCGAAAUUCGACGUAUAUGUUGGGAUAAAUUAUUGGUUGUCAGUGGUAUUAAAUGGUUCAUCUUACCUAUCAUACCCAGAUUUCAUCCAUGUUCCCUCUUCUGACACCAUAUUGGUCUGUCUGAUAAACACGGGGUCUGGAAUACCCUUCAUUUCCGCCUUGGAAAUACGUCCAUUGAGCAAGUCCAUGUAUCCGAUUGACUCCGGAGCACAAUAUAAUUCAUGGCGAUAUGACUUGGGUACCUUAAGUGAUGGAGAAUUUGUCAGGUACAAGGAAGAUGUUUAUGAUCGCCUCUGGUAUAGUUAUGGUACACUUAAUUAUAGCUCGGUGCGAAUCAAUAACUCCUCAGUUUUUGACGUGCACGACAGCAAUGAUGGUUAUAAACUACCAGUACAGGUGUUACGAACCGCAGUCCAAGCCAGUGGAGCUUACAAUAAUACCUUGAGUUAUCCCUUUUCUGGAAUCUCUAAUAGUAGAAGCUUGAAUACGGUCAACUAUAUUUUCUACAGCUUGACUCACUCCGGGAAGCUCAGAAGUAUUUACAAGUUUUGUAAGAAGUUGGCUACAAGAUCACAUUGUGUUCUUCAUUCCUCUUCGAUAACAUUUGGAGAAUUAGAAAUUAAACGAUCUUUGCACAUUACAGACCUGACCCCAGAAAAGAUGCAGAUGUAA
This is a messenger RNA of Quercus lobata, 1110 nucleotides long. Its product is annotated as probable LRR receptor-like serine/threonine-protein kinase At4g29180. The coding region runs from base 28 to 1110 and encodes 360 amino acids. NCBI's taxonomy places the organism in Eukaryota, Viridiplantae, Streptophyta, Magnoliopsida, Fagales, Fagaceae. The record is from RefSeq and is a predicted model, not a curated record. The transcript is spliced from 5 exons.